Messenger RNA from Salvelinus fontinalis (brook trout), 3822 nucleotides. Its product is annotated as protein-lysine 6-oxidase-like. Gene Ontology annotation, biological process: peptidyl-lysine oxidation. Gene Ontology annotation, molecular function: copper ion binding; protein-lysine 6-oxidase activity. The transcript is spliced from 7 exons. NCBI's taxonomy places the organism in Eukaryota, Metazoa, Chordata, Actinopteri, Salmoniformes, Salmonidae. The record is from RefSeq and is a predicted model, not a curated record. The coding region runs from base 194 to 1435 and encodes 413 amino acids.
CAAACCUCCGAACAGAACGAUGUGAGGUUGCGUGGAGAACAUAGCAAUACUGGUGCAGGUUUUUCAGCAUUUAAUUUGGUGUAAAUUAGACUUACUUUAAUGUACUUUAGUUUCAAAGUACAAAUGCUAGACCACAGAAAUUAAAAUAUUUGUAAUUAUUAGUCAUAAUCUAUUUCGUUGAAUUAAUUGUAUUAUGGGCGCGUGUAAAUUUGGCAUUUUUUAUGCGUGUGCGCACGUAUGUUUAUUCAUUUGGAUACUGCAAACUGUCCAAUCUCAGCAGCAUCCACCGGAGACAAGACAAGUAAAAAACCAAGUGCCAGGUAUACGGCAGACAAUACAAUGGGCGCACAAUGGUAACGUUUUUAGCCUUCUGAGUCACGGCUCAGAAUAUCGACCACCAAAGCAAAGAGGCGCCAAUAACGAGCAGGAGAGACCUGUCACCAUCAUUAGAGAUGGGGAAGCUAACAAGCCUUCUGACUCCUCAAGACAGUCUCCCUCGUCUACCCACACAGUGUCCAGUGCAGGAGCGCGCCCGCGCUGGCUACCACCUCAAGUUCCAAGGCCCCCGAGGGGACAGGGGCGCCAGCAUCAGGAUGUCCAUCCAAGUGGCCAUGCAGAAACCAAGGCAAAUGGCACGACGAAUGGGACACAGGACAAACUGUCCCCAUCGCCGAGAAGAGAAGACGUGAUGGCAGGGGAUGAUCCUUACAACCCAUACAAGACCUCAGAUUCAGAUAAUCCUUACUACAAUUACUAUGACGUGUACGAGAGUCCCAGGCGCAGAGAGAGACCUGGAUAUGGCACAAGUUACCAUCAGAACGGUCUGCCUGAUCUUGUGCCAGACGCAUACUACGUUCAAGCCUCCGCAUAUGUCCAGAGAGUUCCUAUGUACAACCUCAGAUGUGCAAGCGAAGAGAAUUGCUUGUCAAGUUCGGCUUACAGCGCCAGAGACUAUGACACCCGGAUGCUGCUGAGGUUCCCACAACGUGUGAAGAACCAAGGGACGGCUGACUUCCUGCCAAGCAGACCGCGCUACUCCUGGGAAUGGCACAGUUGUCACCAGCAUUACCACAGCAUGGAUGAGUUCAGCCACUAUGACCUGCUGGAUUCCGGUGGGAGGAGUGUGGCUGAGGGACACAAGGCCAGCUUCUGCCUGGAGGACAGCUCCUGUGACUACGGCUACUACAGACGCUUUGCCUGCACCUCACACACCCAGGGCCUGAGUCCAGGAUGUUAUGAUACCUAUAACGCAGACAUCGACUGCCAGUGGAUCGAUAUUACAGAUGUGAAACCUGGGAACUACGUCCUGAAGAUCAGUGUGAACCCCAGCUAUCAGGUUCCAGAGUCUGACUACAGCAACAACAUUGUGCGCUGUGAGGUUCGCUAUACUGGCAACUACGCCUAUGUGUCAGGAUGUCACGUCUCACAAUAUUAAGAGGGGGAAGUCAUUCUCCAAACCACUGAGAAGCAUUUCUGUAAAAACUCCAUGACAGACAAGAAAACGUCUUGAACAAAAUGUGGGCACACAUGGCUAACUGAAAAUGUGUAAGAAUGGUCACACUCUUGUCAAGUUGGCCUUCGUUUUUCAGGUGAACGUAAACCAAAACUCAGAGGUUCAUGUUAUGCCUAAGUUAAACAUGUUUUUCUAAAGCCAUUCUAUAAGUGCAAUAAACUAUUAAUUGAGUGUAUAGGUUUCAAAUUGAAUGUAUACUACAUUACAAUAGUUUAGACAGGUUUUAAAUGGUGUAAAUCAAAUAAAUGGAAUUUCAGACGUUCAAAGCUCAGUGAGAGCGAGAAAUUGCUUGUUUUUACAUAUCAAUUACACAAUAUUCAGCACCACAUUGUAUGGAAUCCAUCUUCAUUAAGAGCACAGAAUGUACCGCAUAGUAAGAUGCUGAUUUUUCAACCAUGCCAUUUCCCUCAUCAUUUUAUGUGUUUUAUGUCAAAUAAUAUCAUCAAACAUCUCAUCCCUUUCACCCUGUUAUUGUUAAUAUUAUUAUUUACAUGUGCUUGCUAUUAGUAGCUUGAACAGUUGAAGUCGGAAGUUUACAUACAUCUUAGCCAAGUACAUUUAAACUCAGUUUUUCGCAAUUCCUGACAUUUAAUCCUAGUAACAAUUCCCUGUUUUAGGUCAGUUAGGAUCACCACUUUAUUUUAAGAAUAUGAAAUGUCAGUAUAAUAGUAGAGAGAAUGAUUUGUUUCAGCUUUUAUUUCUUUAAUCACAUUCCCAGUGGGUCAGAAGUUUACAUACACUCAAUUAGUAUUUAGUAGCAUUGCCUUUAAAUUGUUUAACUGGGUCAAACACUUCGGGUAGCCUUCCACAAGCUUACCACAAUAAGUUGGGUGAAUUUUGGCCCAUUCCUCCUGACAGAGCUGGUGUAACAGAGUCAGGUUUGUAUGCCCCCUUGCUCGCACACGCUUUUUCAGUUCUGCCCACAAUUUUCUUUAGGAUUGAGGUCAGGGCUUUGUGAUGGCCACUCCAAUACCUUGACUUUGCCACAACUUUGGAAGUAUGCUUGGGGUCAUUGUCCAUUUGGAAGACCCAUUUGCAACCAAGCUUCAACUUCCUGACUGAUGUCUUGAGAUGUUGCUUCAAUAUAUCCACAUAAUUCUCCUCCCUCAUGAUGCCAUCUAUUUUGUGAAGUGCACCAGUCCCUCUCACAGCAAAGCACCCCCACAACAUGAUGCUGCCACCCCCAUGCUUCACGUUUGGGAUGGUGUUCUUCGGCAUGCAAGCCUGCCCCCUUCUCCUCGAUGGUCAUUAUGGCCAAACAGUUAUAUUUUAGAUUUAUCAGACCAGAGGACAUUUCUCCAAAAAGUAUAAUCUUUGUCCCCAUGUACAGUUGCAAACCGUAGCCUGGCUUUUUAUGGCGGUUUUGGAGCAGUGGUUUCUUCCUUGCUGAGCGGCCUUUCAGGUUAUGUCGAUAUAGGACUUGUUUUACUGUGGAUAUAGAUACUUUUGUACCUGUUUCCUCAAGCAUCUUCACAAGGUCCUUUGCUGUUGUUCUGGGAUUGAUUUGCACUUUUCGCACCAAAGUACGUUCAUCUCUAGGAGACAGAUCGCAUCUCCUCCCUGAGCGGUAUGAUGGCUGCGUGGUCCCAUGGUGUUUAUACUUGCAUACUACUGUUUGUACAGAUGAACGUGGUACCUUCAGGUGUUUGGAAAUCCCAAGGAUGAACCAAACUUGUGGAGGUAUACCAUUUUUUUUUCUGAGGUCUUGGCUGAUUUCUUUUGAUUUUCCCAUGAUGUCAAGCAAAGAGGCACUGAGUUUGAAGGUAGGCCUUGAAAUACAUCCACAGGUACACCUCCAAUUGACUCAAAUGAUGUAAAUUAGCCUAUCAGAAGCUUCUAAAGCCAUGACAUCAUUUUCUGAAUUUUCCAAGCUGUUUAAAGGCAGUCAACUUAGUGUAUGUAAACUUCUGACCCACUGGAAUUGUGAUACAGUGAAUUAUAAAUGAAAUAAUCUGUCUGUAAACAAUUGUUGGAAAAACGACUUGUGUCAUGCACUCAGUAGAUGUCCUAACCGACUUGCCAAAACUAUAGUUUGUUGACAAGAAAUGUGUGGAAUGGUUGAAAAAUGAGUUUUAAUGACUCCAACCUAAGUGUAUGUAAACCUCCGACUUCAACUGUAUGUUUAUAACUUAAAUUCAAGGUCACUUUAGAUUAUUUGUAUGACCCAGAGGGUUUGAAAAUUAUUAGAUAUAAGCAAGUACAUACUGCGUCCGUGCUCUAAAACGGUCUCUUUUAUCCUGUUUUGUUUGAUAUGUAUGCAAUGAAAGAAGAUAUAGCUGCAACGUUUUGAUGUAUUCCAGGAAAUCUAC